AUGAAUGAGGAAACUAUUUUAAAACUAUCCGUAGUUCUACUCUGUUUCCUUUCUCUGUUGCUGCCGCUUGUGUUGUUUCUGGUUGUCUGGUUGAGAAGAAUACAAAGCCGUGUAGACAGCAUAUCAAACGAGUGGAGCGUUCUUUGCAAACUAGCACCCAGCGAUGAACCUUUAACACCAGCAACAGAGACUCAACACGAAAUUCCGAACGCUCUCUCCGAUUCUUUGGUAAUUUUCAACCAACAAGCGGAAGGUUCCGACGAAAAUAACACUUGGAAACAUAUCCCCAGAGGUUUUGUUUAUUCACAUGUCUACGACGAUGAAGAUAGACCCCGUCCGGAUGAGGAACAAUCUGCUUGUCAGUCUCAAGAGGAUGCCAGAGAAGUAGACGAUGAAUCAAAUAGCCAAGAACAAGUAAUUCCGGAUACCUCGACCCCAGUGGCAUCAUACCUGCAAAUAGUGGAUGAAAAUCCUGCAAUUGUGGGAGUCUCUUUAAGUGAACGCCCCGCGACGGACGCGAAGCAAGAUAGAAAAAUUAUCUUCGUAAGUGCUGGCAGUACGGACGACUUAAAUCUCUUUGCAGACCACGAUGACUGUCAGGUAAAUGAGAAUACUGUAAUAGAGAUGGGUACAGAGAAUGGAAACGAUAUUCCGCAAAAUUCAGAGGCUAAUGAAACGGGUGAACUGGAAUUUGUGGUUUUGAUUGAGGAUACGAAACAAACAAAUGAAGUUUUAUUAGAACUACCAAACGUAACGAGCCCCCCUGCUGAAGAAGUGCAGAAUAGAACCUCAACUCAAGAAGGGCAGGAGGAAGACGCAGAGAGGAGUGACAAAAAGGUCCUAACUAAAGAGGGUUGCAGAAAUGCCUCAGAAAAUUACUACAAAGCACCAUCCACGUCUCUAGAAGAUGGUGUCGAGGUAAGCCCUCCAAUGGGCGAAAUUACAGAGAAAAGAGUCACGAGUGAAACUCGGCCUAAGCCGAAACCACGCCUCUCCAAGAAAAAGCACGGUAGAGUGAACUCCGCGGGAAAGGAGAAAAAGUUUAAUUCUUCACCUCAUGUAAAGAAUCCCAAUGAAGCUGAAUCCCAUUGCAACAGACCUGGCCAGGAGGCAGACCGAUGGAACGUACCUGUGAUUCUUGACGUUUGUGAUUCACAACAACUCGCCCAACAACACAUCGCAUCUUCCCCUAAAACAGCAGUUAAGUCCAAGAAAAACACCAAUGAAAGAAACAAUGCCCAAGUUGUUAAGGACGUGGGUCAUUCCGAGAGCAAGUCCAAGGUAAAUGAUGGGGAAAUUUCAAACUAUGAGUCAGUGGCUAUUGUGGAUUCAGGUAAUGAAGGCAAGAAAAUGCCCCCAUCGGCCAACACCCAAGAAGUGACGCGAAACAAUGAGUCAACUGGUGUCAUCUCUCAACUACGAGGCUUUCUUACGAACAGAGCAAGCGAGACUCAGAAACCUGAAAAAAGGGCUAAAACUGCUGUGAGACACAGCUACCCUGCUAAGAAACAAGGAAAUAUUAAUGAAGACUAUAGAGGAAAAGGAAAGACGGCUAAACGGAUGUCCUUUCCUCAUAAUCCCGAGGAUCUAAACCGACAUGAGCGAGGCGUCCUGAAGCAUGACAGGACUGUGCUUAGUGUUGCUCAAGAAAAAACGGGAGCAGCUUCAAAGAGCAAUCAAAAUUGCAACAAGCCAGGUAUUAGUGAAGGUGACACCUCUGAAUAUGAAAUGGUAGUUAAGUCAGUGGACGGUGGAAAAAAGGAACCGGUGACAGAUAAUGGUGACUCGUCAGAUAUAAUUUCCCAACUCCGAAGCAUUAUUCACAAAGGAAACACAGCUAGCGCUGGUAACCCUGAUCUGAAGCAUGAAAAUAAAUCCGCUGUUAAGAAUGAAGAACAUAAGCGCCAUGCGACAGCAGCAGGUCAAAAUAAUGAAAACACUCCUGAGCAAGUUUACUCCAACCUCGAUGAAGAAGGCAACGAAAUUUACAGCGAAAUACCCUUAAGUGCAUCGGAAACGAAAGCGGGAACUAUCAACAAUGAUCACGAGGAAGUUCACAAUUUAUCGGAACAAGAACCAUUCUACGUCAACCUUCCGUUCCAACAAGGGUUAAUCAACUAUAACGAUGGCCCUGCCCUGAAACCUGAUGAGCAUGAACCUCCAAUCUACAUUAAUAGCGACAUUAUUGAUAUUUAA
Messenger RNA from Pocillopora meandrina, 2196 nucleotides. NCBI's taxonomy places the organism in Eukaryota, Metazoa, Cnidaria, Anthozoa, Scleractinia, Pocilloporidae. The record is from the annotation of a GenBank genome assembly.